Molecule: messenger RNA, 2091 nt
Organism: Lates calcarifer (barramundi perch)
Lineage: Eukaryota; Metazoa; Chordata; Actinopteri; Centropomidae
Product: interferon-induced protein 44
Exons: 9
Coding region: 125-1015 (296 amino acids)
Molecular function (GO): GTP binding
Source: RefSeq, a predicted model, not a curated record
AAGAAACCUCUGGAUUUCAAGAAGUCACAUGGUUCAAUCAAAACAUGAAAAAGGAAGGAUACUUUAACAAACACCUCAUCAAACACAUCUCUUAGUGUUCCACUUCGAGGCCAACGUUACAGAAAUGGGUCUGUUGGAUUUCCUGCGUCAUAUAGGAUCACAAAAUGAAGAGUCCUCAUCUGGCACUACUCCAUCUUCAGGACCUGCACUUCCUCCAACUUCUCCCAUUUUUACAGAGCCAUGGAGGGAAAUAUCUUGGGGAGACAAACAGACAGGUCUGGAAUAUGUGCAGGAUUACCAGCCUAAAAAAGAGGGUGUCAGCCAUCUCAGAGUUCUGCUUUAUGGUCCAGUUGGAUCUGGAAAGUCCAGCUUCAUCAACUCUGUCAGUAGCAUCCUACGAGGCAGAAUGGCCAUUCCAGCUGCAGUCAGUGCAGCCACCUCUGAAAUCAGUUUCACCACCAAAUAUGAAACUCAUGAAAUUGAACGAGAAGAUGGCUUUUACCCUCUGGUGUUCAAUGACAUCAUGGGCCUGGAGGAUGGGCCCAACAGAGGUGUCCAGACUGAGGACAUCAAACUGGCCAUGAUGGGACAUGUGAUGGACAGUCAACAGUUCAGUCCUGCGUCUCCAUUGUUAAAUGGAUGUGCAGGCUACAACAAAAACCCCUCUGCAAACGACAGAUGUCACAUUCUACUUUGUGUCAUCUCUGCAAAUGCACCAGAAAUUAAAGAAUCCGUUCUGGGUACCGACCUGGGGAUUCCUCAAGUGUGUAUCCUCACCCACAUUGACGAGGCCUGUGAUGUGACUGAGAGCAAUCUGAAGAACGUCUACCACAGCAAAUACAUAAAGAGAAAGAUGGAAGAGAUGAGCUCAUCAGUUGGAUUUCCAAUGAACUGCAUCUUUCCCGUGAAGAACUACAAUGAAGAAAAGGAUCUAGAUGAUGACAUUGACACUCUGAUCCUGGAUGCACUGAGAUACAUUAUUAACUUUGGAGAUGACUUCAUUAAGAAAAUGUAAACAUACAAACGAUGGAGACUCACUGCUAAAAAACAGACAGAUCAAUAUUACUGACUAAUCUUUAUGUUGUGGGUUUUUCUGUUUUUCUGUUUUUCUGUGUGUACUGGAUUCAGUAUAAGAUAAUACACCACUCAGUGCUCUAUUACCAGAUAAUAGGGCUCAGUUAACCUCAGCAGUUCUGGACAUAUCUGUACUAAACUUUUAACCAUUUUAAUACUGAUUCAAACCCACAGUAAAGACCUGCUGAAGUGCUCACAAAUGUUAAAGGCUAUUCAGCUGACUGAGAGGAUUAUUUAUUUUGGCUCUCUGAAAACAUUACCAUCCAGAUUCAAGAGAUAUUAGAUAACAGAUAAUAAAACCAUGUCAUGAAGACAACAGGAUUUCUUUUUAGGUUAGCAUCAUCAGUAAAUAAUACUAAAUUUUAUUUAAUGAACACCUUUUCAAGCACAGUUACAAAGUGCUUUACAAUAAUAGGCAGGCAGGUCAUUUCAAAGUCCAGGAGACCUGACUGUAAAGGCUCUGUCACCUUUGUGUCUCAGUCUGGAUGAGGACCACAGAGAGAGGGAGCUCAGAGUCAUGUACACAGGUCCAAACAGAGGAUAACAAGUCAAACAUUCCUUUUAAUUACUCAAAAUAACAAUUACUGUUUGUCUGAGAAUGCCUCUUUUCUUUUUGCUUGACAUAUACUCAUAGAUACUUUAAUAGAUUCAGAGAUUAUUACUAGUAAUCUAUAAGCUUUUAAUUUGAUAAUGUGCUUCUUUUGAUUAUUGCUUUAAUCGAUUAAUGAUGAUCUGAAUAAUGGAAUCUGUGAUUUGGGGAUAGACAUAUAAUGAGAUAUUUUUCAUUGCUCAUGUUUUGCAUAUUAAAUGAUUAUUACUCAGCAUUGACUUGAACUGAAGUAUUGAUUGGUUAGGGAAAUUGAUUAUUUGGAUUGAGUGAUUGGUAAUUUUGUCUUACUCGUAUGUAAUUCAGAUCAGAAAUGAUGUAUUAUACAUGAAUGUAAAUCUUGUACUCAGUGUAUGUUUCCAUGUAUUCUUACAUUUUGAGAUGAAGUAAAAUCUUUCUUAACUCCCUGA